AGAGCUGGGAAGAGGGGGAUGGGCUCAGGGCAGGUAGCGGGGACUAGGCCUUCCUGGGUGGCUGCCCCGGCUCCCUCCAGCCAUCCGGCUCGUUCCCAGGGCUGGGGGAGCCGUUGGAUGCCGAGGCAGGGGCGGGGCCAGGUCCCCAAGGGUCUCCCCGCCCCUACGGGCUCCGCUGAGCAGAGGUGAAACCUGAACCUAGGUUGGGGGCGGGGCUGGCUCCUGCUCCUCACGGGGCUGGCCUGCGCCUCCACCCCCUUUCCCUCCAGCCGGCUUCUGGAAGAGGAAAGUCUGGGUCCCCGAGCCCCUGGAGCAGGGACCGCGAUGGAGCCCGCAGCCCGGGGUCGCUCCCCGCCCUGAGCGCCCCCGCAGGCGGCCAUGCUGCCCCGAGGGCGCCCCCGGGCGCUGGGGGCCGCGGCGCUGUUGCUCCUGCUGCUUCUGAUCGGAUUUUUCCUGUUCGGCGGGGACCUGGAGUACGAGAGGCCGCGGGGAGCUGCUGCCCUCGACGGAGACCCGCCGGCGGACCGCGGGGGCCACAACCUCUCGGACUGCGUCCCGCCGCGGCCGCGGCCGCUGCCGCCCAAGUGCGAGCUCUUGCACGUGGCCAUCGUGUGCGCGGGACAUAACUCCAGCCGAGACCUCAACACCCUGGUGAAAUCUGUGCUCUUCUACAGGAAAAAUCCACUGCAUUUCCAUUUGGUGACUGAUGCUGUGGCCAGGAACAUUCUGGAGAUGCUCUUCCACACGUGGAUGGUGCCUGCUGUCGGGGUCAGCUUCUAUGACUUGGAAGAGCUCAAGCCCCAGGUCUCCUGGAUCCCCAACAAGCACUACUCUGGCCUGUAUGGCCUAAUGAAGCUAGUGCUGCCCGGUGCCCUGCCCCCUGACCUGGCCCGUGUCAUUGUGCUGGACACAGAUGUCACCUUCGCCUCUGAUAUCGCAGAGCUCUGGGCGCUCUUUGCUCACUUUUCUGACAAGCAAGUGAUCGGUCUUGUGGAGAACCAGAGCGACUGGUACCUGGGCAACCUCUGGAGGAAUCACAGGCCCUGGCCUGCCUUGGGCCGGGGAUUUAACACAGGUGUGAUCCUCCUGCGGCUGGACAGGCUCCGGCAGGCCGGCUGGGGGCAGAUGUGGAAGCUGACCGCCACUCGCGAGCUCCUCACCCUGCCCGCCACCUCACUGGCAGACCAGGACAUCUUCAAUGCCGUCAUCAAGGAGCACCCGGGCUUGGUGCAGCCCCUGCCCUGCGUCUGGAACGUUCAGCUGUCAGACCACACGCUGGCUGAGCGCUGCUACUCGGAGGCAUCUGAUCUCAAGGUGAUCCACUGGAACUCACCAAAGAAGCUGCGUGUGAAGAACAAGCACGUGGAAUACUUCCGAAACCUCUACCUGACCUUCCUGGAGUAUGACGGGAACCUGCUGCGGAGAGAGCUCUUCGGGUGCCCCAGCCCGCCCCCUCCGGGGACCGAGCAGUUGCAGCGGGCCCUGGCACAACUGGACGAGGAAGAUGCCUGCUUUGAGUUCCGGCAGCAACAGCUCACCGUGCACCGGGUGCACAUCUCCUUCCUGCCCCAUGAGCCGCUGCCUCCCCGGCCCCACGACGUCACCCUGGUGGCCCAGCUCUCCAUGGACCGGCUGCAGAUGCUGGAAGCCCUGUGCAGACACUGGCCAGGCCCCAUGAGCCUGGCCUUGUACCUCACAGAUGCAGAGGCCCAGCAGUUCCUGCGUUUCGUCGAGGCCUCGGCAGUGCUCUCCGCCCGGCAGGACGUGGCCUACCACGUGGUGUAUCGUAAGGGUCCCCUCUACCCUGUCAACGAGCUUCGGAACGUGGCCUUGGCCCAAGCCCUCACGCCUUACGUCUUCCUCAGCGACAUUGACUUUCUGCCUGCUUAUUCCCUCUACGACUACCUCAGGGCCUCCAUCGAGCAGCUGAAGCUGGACAGUGAGCGCAAAGUGGCCCUGGUGGUGCCGGCAUUCGAGACCCUGCACUACCGCUUCAGCUUCCCCAGUUCCAAGGCCGAACUGCUGGCCUUGCUGGACUCUGGCUCUCUCUACACCUUCAGGUACCACGAGUGGCCCCGGGGCCACGCGCCCACAGACUAUGCCCGCUGGCGAGAGGCUCAGACCCCGUACCGUGUGCAGUGGGCAGCUGACUAUGAGCCCUACGUGGUGGUGCCUCGUGACUGUCCCCGCUACGACCCCCGAUUUGUGGGGUUCGGCUGGAACAAGGUGGCCCACAUCGUGGAGCUGGAUGCACAGGAAUAUGAGCUCCUGGUGCUGCCUGAGGCCUUCACCAUCCACCUGCCACAUGCCCCGAGCCUCGACAUCUCUCGCUUCCGCUCCAGCCCCGCCUAUCGUGACUGCCUCCAGGCCCUGAAGGACGAGUUCCACCAGGACUUGUCCCGUCACUACGGGGCUGCAGCCCUCAAAUACCUCACUGCCCUGCAGCAACCCCCAGGCCCCGCCUGACCCCCCCCAGGCUGGGCCUGCAGUGGCUCCCCGCUGCCUCCCCCCUCCCCCCCCCCCACCUUGGCUCUCACGCUCCCUGCAGACACUGGAGCAGCCUUGCCACCCAUCCCACCCUCCCUGCUAUUUAAAUUAUUGAAGGUCUCAGUGGAAAGGGCUUCAGUUGGAGCACCUGUGGGGUGGGUCCUGGGGGCCUCCCCGUGCUGCUAUGGCUGGGAUCUAGUCUCACUCUGCCCCAGUGGUUUGGGGGCUGGUUCCCCUAGCUUCAUCUGUACAUCUCUUUUUCGUAAUUAAAAGGUUUUAAAGCC
Molecule: messenger RNA, 2771 nt
Organism: Prionailurus viverrinus (fishing cat)
Lineage: Eukaryota; Metazoa; Chordata; Mammalia; Carnivora; Felidae
Gene: LARGE2
Product: LARGE xylosyl- and glucuronyltransferase 2
Exons: 15
Coding region: 379-2466 (695 amino acids)
Biological process (GO): protein O-linked glycosylation via mannose
Molecular function (GO): glucuronosyltransferase activity; xylosyltransferase activity
Source: RefSeq, a predicted model, not a curated record